ACUUCUAUUCCUCUUCUCCAAACUCUUGAAUCCUACGGUGUUUAUGGUUGUGGGACUAUAAUGGCAAACAGGAAAGGGUUUCCCUCACAGCUGAAAAACCCACACCUUCCCGAGAGAGGAGAUGCUGAACAGAUGCAACAUAAUAACCUUGUUGCCACCGUAUGGAAUGAUGCUAAACCUGUUCACAUUGCAUCUACAACAUCUGACCCUCUCGGAGAUGGCCCAGCUCAAAGAAGGGUUCGGGGUGGUAGUGUUAUCAUCAUUCAGCGCCCGCCUGCAGUUGAGCACUACCAACAACACUACUAUGGUGUAGACAGAACACAACAGUACAGAUCCAAGUGUCCAGUUGGCCGUCCAUCCAAAAAGUUUUGGAAGUAUCUGGUCAACUAUAUUUUUGAAAUUUCUCUUAUCAACACAUUCCUUCUUUGGUUUGAAACCCCAGGAACAAGAAAACCAACAAAACAUUUCUCUAUGGUUGACUGCAACUUGUCUAUCGCGGAGAAACUUAUUGGUGAUUUCUCUAGCAGAAAGCGGGCACCUUCAUGUGGAAGGGGAGUUGCAGGUAUUAGUGUUGCUAACAUCAACCGGCACAUCAGCACAAAGUUGACAAGACUGCGAGGAAGAUGCAAACCGUGCAAGAAGAAUGGCAGAAGAAGUGACACAUUUUUUGGUUGUAGCAUUUGUAAUGUACAUCUGUGUAGAGGAGCUUGUUUUCAGGCCUAUCACACUUAUCAUCACUUGCUUAUGGAAUAGGUUUAUAUAUCAUGAAAUGUCUGUUUAUAAUUGCAUGUCUUGUUCAAAUGAUAUGCAUUUACUUUAUUUGGUGGCUCCAAGCACUUAUAAAAUCUAAUCCACUCAAAUAGUUUGCAUUUUUUCAAAUGUGAUUUUGUCGUGUACCAUGUAUUUUUAAAACCUAAAUCUAAAAAAUAAUCUGAAUAUGUUAUUGAAAAGAAAUAAACU
Messenger RNA from Magallana angulata, 960 nucleotides. Its product is annotated as piggyBac transposable element-derived protein 4-like. The transcript has 2 exons. The record is from RefSeq and is a predicted model, not a curated record. Bases 61 to 753 code for a protein of 230 amino acids. NCBI's taxonomy places the organism in Eukaryota, Metazoa, Mollusca, Bivalvia, Ostreida, Ostreidae.